This is a messenger RNA of Marasmius oreades (fairy-ring Marasmius), 2172 nucleotides long. RefSeq lists its product as uncharacterized. NCBI's taxonomy places the organism in Eukaryota, Fungi, Basidiomycota, Agaricomycetes, Agaricales, Marasmiaceae. The record is from RefSeq and is a predicted model, not a curated record. Bases 1 to 2172 code for a protein of 723 amino acids. The transcript is spliced from 4 exons.
AUGUCAUUUGCUCCUUCAUCUGAAUAUCCCUCUGAAUUACUUUCAAAAAUCUGUUCUUAUAUCUACUCUUCCUGUCUUCCCCCCACCCGUACCUCUCUCGACCCUCUAAUCCUCUCCGAACAGACCUAUGGAGCCCCGACAGACUUGCCUUCUUCCUUCCCCCAAUCCAACUGGUCCGAACAUGAAGCAAGGCACACCCUUGCGAACCUUUGUUUGGUGAACCACGCCUGGUACGAAGCCGCCAAACCCUGGCUCUGGCGAAAGCUCGAGGUCCGACUCCCCCGCACAUGGCUAUCUUUAGUCGACGAGAUUUCAUGGGAUCAUCAACAACUGACUGUUGACCAAGUCAUGGAGCAAACAGUCAAAGCAGCUGCAAAGGUCGCAAUGUCGAGGCAGCGAACAUUGUUGGACAAGGACGAAGAACUCGAUCUCGAAGAAUGUAUCCUCGAUUCCAUUGGCAUCCCUCAAGAUGACCUGCCCCUUCCCGACGAGGGAAUCCCUUUGGAGCUUCUUUCGCCUCUCUCCUCUCGUGAGCCUAGUCCCAGGCGCUAUAGACACAAAAGCAAGAGUCCUGCUCGAUGGGAACUCGUUCGUUCGAUCAGUAAUGCACUCCAGGAUGUCUUUGAAAGAAGAGAACCCGGUGUACAUGUGCCAACCCCAAACGACCCCAGUCCAGGACGAUUCGUCCAGCAUCUCGAUUUCAAUCACUUUCGAACUAUUGGUAUGAGGCGAUCGAUUGACGAAGGUGUCAACAGUCGGUUUGUUACAGGAGACCGUGUCGAAGCUGUCCUCAAGGAAAUGCCCAAUUUGACCGCUUUUGGGGCAACAGAGUACAUGGAUGGUGCACUGUCUCUCUCUGUGUUGAAGGAACUUUUCUUGCGUGGUUCUCCGUCUCGGGGGCGAGGUCGACCUUCGCGUGGUCGCGCCCUUGUCGACUUUGACGACUCCGAGGAGGAGGAUCGAGAUAGGAGACGCCAAUGCAGGGAGCUGGAAGCAAUUGAUUUCACUGGUUGCGUCAGUGCCGUUUUUGUUAACGCACUGGCUGAAUUCGUAACCGCCCAUCUAGUUCCUCCCACUCCGGAGAUUUCACGUCGACUGACGUUGGAAGAACCCCUCAUAUUCCCAGGGCUGCAGAGACUUGGUUUGCGAGGUGUGAAAUCCGUUCUCCCCGAGAUACUCAACCCAUUCGUUCUUUCAUUCCCCUCCCUCACUCAUCUCGAUUUGUCGGGAACUCGAGCGACUCCCGACCUUCUCUCUGCACUCGGCGCAUCUCCUACUGUUCGCUUGCAGUCUCUUGCAUUGGCACGUUGUGUCAGGCUCACUAGCGAAAGCCUCAAGACAUUCCUGAACGACUCACCAGUGACCCGUCAGCUGAUUGAGUUGAAUCUGUACAGCGAUGCUACCUUUAAUAGCCCGCUGAACGCAGAGGACCUCCUCAGUAUAGUUAAACUGGCACCAUGCUUUGUCAGCGGAGAACUGCGGUACCUUGAUCUUUCCAACGCCCCUCUCGAUAGAGAGAUCCUAGACGCAUGUGCACCCCAGCCUCACCUUCGCUCUUUGGGGCUUUCACAUAUCGGUUCACUCCCGAUCAUGGUCGUUACCGAGUUUAUCAAGGAAAAGGCCGUGAAUGUGGAGGUGCUUACUCUGGUGGGAAGUUGUCCCGAGCUCGACUGCGGGUUGCGUACAGGCACAGGUGUGGGUAAUAUACCCACCCGUGGCUCGACCCGGCAAUCGUGUUUGACGUUGCACUCAGCUCUCAUCAACCCGUUGUGUGUCCCACCGUUCUCAUUCAGUCUUUCUACUCAGUCGACUAGGGGAAAACCACCACCGACGAAGUUGAGGGUGAUUGAGUUGUCGUCUAUCAUGCUUGGUGGCCUUGGCGUUGGUGCUGAUAGUUGGAGAAUCAUACGGAGCAAAGGGGGACGAGGGUGGUAUGUGGAUACGGCGAAAGGCUGGGUCACAGGAACACGGGAUGAAUAUACCGGAUUUUGUUGGGAUCUUGGGCCAGAUCACGCUUUGCGUGUGGAGAUGCAACGAUUAUCGGACGCCAAUGGGAAUGUAAGCAGUGGGGUUGGUUGGCAUGCGCGUAAGAUGGAGAUUCUUCAUGGCUGUGGAAUGCUCGGUCGUGAGGACGGGCUUUAUGGAGCCGUCAGUUUUGCAUACCAAGGAUGA